Heteronotia binoei (common prickly gecko) is the source of this 2530-nucleotide messenger RNA. Its product is annotated as melanotransferrin-like. Gene Ontology annotation, biological process: iron ion transport. Gene Ontology annotation, cellular component: plasma membrane; recycling endosome; early endosome. The transcript has 18 exons. The coding region runs from base 1 to 2325 and encodes 774 amino acids. NCBI's taxonomy places the organism in Eukaryota, Metazoa, Chordata, Lepidosauria, Squamata, Gekkonidae. The record is from RefSeq and is a predicted model, not a curated record.
AUGAGGCGGGCGCUACUUGAGCGACCUCCUCUCAGAACUGCCUCCGAGUCCGCCUUCGGCUGCGUUUCGCGUGGAGGCAGGGGAGAAGAGACAGCUUUAUGUUGCAUAUCUGCAAUCAUGACAGCAGUGACGGCCACCAUCCUUGUUCUUACCACAGUUACUCUUCUGUCUACAGGAAAGAAAUUCCGAUGGUGCACCCUUUCUGACCUGGAGCAGAAGAAGUGUGCAGAGCUUUCCAAAGUGCUUCAGAGUGUGUUGCCUCCUGCCACAAUCAGUUCCUUUGCCAGAGUUUCCUGCAUUAGAGCUCAUAACACCCAUGACUGCAUUGAAAAGAUAAGGGUGAAUAAAGCAGAUGCUGCCUCCUUGGAUGCUGGAGAUGUUUAUUCUGCUGUAAAGCUUUAUGGCCUGACCGUGGUGGCAAAGGAAGUCUAUGUGGAAGGUACUUGCAUGUUUGCUGUAGCUGUUGCCAGACAAGGAAAACUGAAUAUCCAAAAGCUGAAAGGUACUCGUAGUUGCCACAAUGGAGCCAGAUGGACUUCAGGUUGGAAUAUUCCUUUGGGCUUCCUUAUAGCUAGAAAUUACCUGAUGUGGGAUGAAAAUCAGCCCCUAAGCCAUGUGAUCAGUGAUUAUUUCAAUGCUAGCUGCAUCCCUGGCAUCGGAGUUACCACCCCUCAGCUAUGUGCUCUCUGCCAAGGGCAGAAGUCUUACAUCCGUGAGAAGAACCACUUCUGUGAGUCCAGUGGUGAUGAGCCCUUCUAUGCCUCAGAGGGAGCCUUCAGAUGUCUGAAGAAUGGAGUAGCAGAUGUUGCUUUCCUGGAUCAUCUGACAAUAAGGAAUGCAACAGAGUCAGAACAAGAAGAAUAUGAGCUUCUGUGUCCUGAUGGAUCCACAGCAUGUUUGAAUGCCUAUGCCACCUGCAACUUGGGCCAUGGGCCAGGACAUGCCAUUGUUACUCGCCAUAAUUUCCAGAAGAUCACCAAGAAAUUUCUCACUUUGAUCCAGAACCUAUUUGGAAAGAAAGGGAAGGAAAAGGCUAGGUUUGAACUGUUCACUUCUGCACCGUUCAGUGGAAAGAACCUGCUAUUCCAUGAUGCAACUCAGUACUUGCAGGUAGUUGAAGAGGAGGCUGAACUCAGUCAUGUUCUUGGCUUGGAUUAUGUUGCUCUCCUGCAGGGUUUGGGGCAUGAAGGAAGUUCCCUAUCCAACAGUCUGGUGCGCUGGUGCUGUAUUAGCAGUGCUGAACUCCAAAAGUGUGAGGAGUGGGCCCUGAAUGUCAAGUCGGACCCUCUGGUCUGUGUCCAAGCAGACUCUAUGAUCAACUGUAUCGAACUGAUCAAGAACAAUGUGGCAGAUGCUGUUACACUAGAUGCCACACAUGCCUAUUUUGCCAAGAAGUGUGCACUAGUUCCUGUUGCUGCGGAGUACUAUGGGCAGGAAUCUACAGAAGCUGGAAGAGAAGGACAAGAGACACUGACUCCCCUUACAGCACUGCCUCCCAUCUACACAGUUGCCUUGACAAAGAAGAAUGACAAGCACAUAAACAUUCACAAUCUGGAGGGAAGGCGCUCCUGCCACAGCCAUGUGUACAGUCCAGGAGGAUGGCUACUUCUUUCUCAGUACACUGUGGGGGCACUGGAGAAUGAGUUCCUCAGCUGCAACAUCAGCUCUGCUUACCAGGAUUACUUUUGGAAGAGUUGCAUGCCAGGAGCCAAUGGGAGCCUUUGCAAAGUCUGUAUUGGACAAAAGGAGAUGGAAGGAGGCAAAGGAUUAGCCAGGUGUGCUGCCAAUCAUAACGAACGCUACUAUGGAAACAUGGGUGCUCUCAGAUGUCUCCUUGGUGACCCCAGUGGGAGAAACUUUGGCGAUGUUGCUUUCUUGGAACAUCAUAAUCUGCUGCAAAAUAUUGAGUACUUGGAAAGCUCAGGCUGGGGGACAGGAAGCACUCCCAGUAACUUUGAACUCUUAUGCCUGGAUGGACAUCGUGCUGCUAUAGAGGACUGGAAGGCCUGCAGCCUGGGCCCUGUUCCUCCUAACAUAGUGGUGACACGCUCAAUGGCUGUUAGUAAGGUCAAUGAUUUCCUGCGUCAAUCACAGGAUCCAAGUCUAGGGUCUACAUUUCGGCUCUUCCAGUCACAACAGUAUGGAGAAAGUGACCUGCUCUUUAAAGAUGCCACUCACUAUCUUGUUCCCGUAAACCAUCUGGAUUAUGAGGCAAUUCUUGGAUCAUCUUUCUUCCAGUUUGUAGAAUCUGUCUUCAACUGCACACAUGCAGACAUCCUUGACAUCUGCAAACAAGAUACUUGCACCAGUGCUGCCCCACACUGAAUAUCCACUGAUAAACUCCAUGGACUAGACUGGCUGAAGUACAAUGUGGUGUAAAGCUGGUUACAUUAACUUACAUGAGGACUUUGGGUAUAGAGCAGCUUGAUAGGUACAUUUUAAAAAAAAUACAAAAUGGAUUCCUUUUUUGCCUGUCAGAAACAAGGUUACCAGUCCAGGGAAUAAAAUUGUAUCUAUCAACUUAACAAAA